Lodderomyces jiufengensis is the source of this 2148-nucleotide messenger RNA. RefSeq lists its product as uncharacterized. The transcript has a single exon. Bases 1 to 2148 code for a protein of 715 amino acids. Gene Ontology annotation, molecular function: protein binding. The record is from RefSeq and is a predicted model, not a curated record. Gene Ontology annotation, cellular component: cell cortex of cell tip. NCBI's taxonomy places the organism in Eukaryota, Fungi, Ascomycota, Pichiomycetes, Serinales, Debaryomycetaceae.
AUGGUUGAUACUCGACCGGAUUUGAAUAAUAUUUCAAUAAAUUCAACAACAUCAUUACCAUUAAGUACUGCUGCAAAUUUAUUUGAUCAAGAUGAUUCUGGUCCCUCAUCAUCUAUAAAAUUCAACCAAUUGAAAGGAUCAAUUCCAUCAUAUAAUUUGAAAUCAACAAUAGUAGCAUGUACAAAUACACCUUAUAUAUUUUUAUAUGGAGGAUUUGAUGAAAAUGAUGCAUUAGAUGGAAAUGUUUAUUUAUUAAAUACCGAAAAAAUGGAAUGGGAAAUUGAUGAAAAAAAUGGUAUUGAAGGAUUAUAUCGAGAGGGUCAUUCGGCAGUUUAUUUAAAUAAUGGGAAUGUAUUAAUUUUUGGUGGACUACCUUUUGAUGAUGAAAUAUUUGAUACAAAUUCUCAAACUCAAACAAAUUCUCACAGUUUUAAUAAAGAUAGUUUAAUGAUGAUUUAUAAUGUUUUUGAUAAGAAAUGGAUUGGGCCACCUCCCUUUGCUUUAAAUAAUGCACCCACCUCAAGAUCAAGACAUGCAUGUUGCUUAAAUCAAGAUAAAUCAAAAUUAUUUAUUAGUGGUGGAAUAGUAAAGACAAAUCCAGUCAAUGAUUUAUAUUGUUAUGAUCUAACCACAGGGGUAUGGUCAGGUCCAUUUAAGUUUGUUUCUAGGUUUGAUCAUACUAUAAUAUAUAACGACGAUAGAAUAUAUUCAUUUGGUGGGUUGGAUAAAGAUAUGAAUCAUGUUAAAACUAUUUCCUAUUUUUCAUUUAAAGAUCAAUCCAUCGUUGAAAUUUCAAUAUCUAAUUUGAUAACUAAUCAAUUAUCUUAUUUACAUUAUGAUUUAUAUAUAUUGGAGUAUAAACAAGAUAUAGAUUUAGUGUUGUUUGUAAAUUUACCAACUUGGAAUUCAAAUGGUGGAGUUGAUAUAAUGAGUUUAAACUUGAAAAAUUUAGAGGUGGAGGUGUUGUUUAGUCAAUUAAAUUUUCAAAAUUUUAUAUACCACGAAGUCAAUCAAAAUGAAGUGAUUGGAGAUAAAACUUCGCUAAAAUAUACUUGGAAUUGUGCAUUCACAAACGAUAAAGGUACUUUAUACCUAUUGGGGAACAAAAAGAGAUUAUUUACACAACUAUUUGGAAAUGUGGUAACAAACAACUUUGAAAAUGAAGAUAGAUUAAUAAUAGAUCAAGAACCAUCAGAAGAAGAUGAUGAAAUAUCAGAUUUAAGUAAUAAGCUAACAAAUAUAAUAGAAAUGAAUAUAAAGGGAACAAAUGAAUCUAGUCCAAUUACUAGUUUAUCACAAGAUUUUGAAAGUUUAUUCAAUUCGAAAUUUGAAACUGAUUUUGAAAUUGUUACUUUGAAAGAUGAACAGUCAAAAUUAAAAUAUGAAAAUCAAGAACAAUAUGACACCAAAAUAUUAAGAACCCAUAAAUCUAUAUUAAUUGCAAGAUGGCCACAUUUCAAAAGAAUGAUAUCUAGUGGAAUGAACGAAACUCAAAACUCAAAAGUAUUAAUACCUGAAACUUACAAAAAGAUAGAGUCCUUAAUAUACUAUCUAUACACAGGAAAUCUACCACAACACCAACACAAAAUAUCAGAUCUCUCUGGUCUACUAGUAAUUGCAAACUUAUACCAGCUUCAAAAUCUCAAAAAUUUAUUAAUAUCAGAGUUAUACCCUGAAUUUAACAAAUUCACACUAAGUUUCAACAAUCAAAAAGAAGAUCACUUAGUUGAGCUACUUCAAUUAUGGAAAGACUUUAACAUCUCAAAUGAACUACUUUUCAACUCCAAGAUUUUAAAUUUCAUCAAGAAGAAAUGGAACUAUAUAAUAAAAUCCAGAAUUUUUUUAAAUUUAGAUAAACAAGAUAUAAUAAAAUUAUGUCAAGACACAAACGACAUUUUUACUUCAACAACAUCAAUAGAGAACAACUAUAACGAAUCAAACCACUACAAAAACGCACUAUUCGGUCAAAUUAAUCCAUUGACAGGUACUCAGUUUGGUCAACCAUCAACAAUAACUUCAACAGAAUUAAAAUCACCAUCCAGAAAUUCUUUAAACUCAUUUGAAUUAACAGCUACACCAGAUACGCCCAUUAGAAGUACAAAUUCUCCAUUCUUAAUAGAUUCGCCGGCGAAUCCUACAAUUUCUUAA